Molecule: messenger RNA, 2196 nt
Organism: Sarcophilus harrisii (Tasmanian devil)
Lineage: Eukaryota; Metazoa; Chordata; Mammalia; Dasyuromorphia; Dasyuridae
Gene: SQOR
Product: sulfide quinone oxidoreductase
Exons: 10
Coding region: 209-1603 (464 amino acids)
Cellular component (GO): mitochondrion
Molecular function (GO): FAD binding; sulfide:quinone oxidoreductase activity
Source: RefSeq, a predicted model, not a curated record
AUUGUCAUGGAGCAUUGUGCUGAGAAGAGUUAAGUCUAUCAUCUAGAAUUUAAACAUGCAUUAGUAAACUACAUUUCAUAGGAAUAACAGUGGCUAUAGGCUCAAGAGUAAAUAUUAGAAGAGUUCAAGAGUGGGAUGGAUGUUUGGAGAAGGUAGUAAAUUUUUGCUCACUAGAGAUGAGUGAAGAUUGGACACCAAUUUGUUGAAUAUGCUUACAGGGGAUUCAUAUGCAGAUCGACCAAGACCAAGGAUGACUCCCCUGGUCAUGGUGGUAUCCUGCCGCCCAAUAAGAUUUCUGGGCUCUUUCCUCCAGCAGGGAACUCAGCAGGCUAGCAAAUUUCAACUGCACACAGGAACUCCCUGUGCUGCCAAGGACUACUAUGAGUUCCUGGUACUGGGUGGGGGAAGUGGUGGUAUCACCAUGAGCUCCCGAAUAAAGAAAAAAGUGGGGGCUGGAAAAGUAGCCAUUGUUGAGCCUAGUGAGAAACAUUUUUACCAGCCUAUAUGGACACUGGUGGGUGCUGGUGCCAAAAAGCUGUCAUCAUCCAGCCGUUCCAUGGAAAAAGUUAUUCCAUCAGGAGUAGAAUGGAUCAAAUCAAGAGUGAGAGAACUGGAUCCAGACAAGAACCGCAUCCGCAUCGAUGAAGGCAAAGAGAUUGCUUAUAAAUAUCUCAUCAUUGCUCUUGGAAUCAAGCUGGAAUUUGAAAAGAUCAAAGGUUUGCCUGAAGGAUUUAGAUAUCCUAAAAUAGGUUCUAAUUAUUCCCUUGUAACUGUGGAGAAAACAUGGAAGGCUCUGCAGGGCUUCAAGGAGGGCAAUGCAAUCUUCACUUUCCCAAAUACUCCAAUUAAGUGUGCAGGAGCACCACAGAAGAUCAUGUAUUUGGCGGACGCCUACUUGAGGAAGACAGGAAAGCGAGAGAAUGCCAAUAUAAUUUUCAACACUUCCUUGGGAGCCAUUUUUGGGGUUAAGAAAUAUGCAGAAGCCCUGGAAGAAAUUAUCAAGGCCAGGAACAUCAAUGUGAAUUAUCGUCAAAACCUUAUUGAAGUUUUGCCAGAAAAACAUGAGGCGGUGUUUGAGGACUUGGACAAUCCUGGAAAGACCAACGUGAUUUCAUAUGAGAUGCUUCAUGUCACUCCACCCAUGGGGCCACCAGAUGUGGUCAAGGACAGUCCUGUUGCAGAUGCUGCUGGCUGGGUAGAUGUGAACAAAGAAACUCUGCAGCACCAGAAAUACCCAAAUGUUUUUGGUAUUGGAGACUGUACAAACCUUCCCACAUCAAAGACAGCAGCUGCAGUAGCUGCUCAGUCUGGAAUACUUGACCACACAAUUUCCCUGGUAAUGAAGAAUAAAAAACCAGUCAAAAAGUAUAAUGGGUAUACAUCUUGUCCACUUGUUACAAACUACAACAGGGUGAUACUUGCUGAGUUUGACUACAAUGCUCAGCCUCUAGAAACCUUUCCCUUUGACCAGAGUAAAGAACGACUCUCCAUGUACAUUAUGAAAGCUGAUAUGAUGCCUAUUCUCUAUUGGAAUGCAAUGCUAAAGGGAUAUUGGAAUGGCCCAGCUCGUCUUCGCUCAUUGCUACAUUUGGGUAGACUUUAGAGAAGACUGAAAAUCUGCAUUCUUGACCAGCCUCCUCCAAUGGAGGGUUUCUAACCCUAAACCACUGCCUUCAACCCAAAGCAGAAUGAAGAGCUUAAAGUUUAGUCCUGUAAAAUAACUUGUACCCUUACAACUGCUUCUUUUAUCAUUUGUCUUUGAAAAAGCCUACUUGCUGAUUGACCCACCUAAAUGAAAGGGACUGAUGUUUACUUCCUGGUACAUGUGUACCAGUGUUGAUAUUGGUAUCAGAAGUCCAUUAAUGAUAAUGGUGGAAAUGAAAUACCACAUUGAUAUUUUUCUCCAUUAUGAAUAUUCACCACUAGACUUACAUGAUUUUUUUUUCAAAAAAACAAGUCACAGAUCACCAAAUUAAUCACAGAUUUUUAGCAUUUUUGUGGGUUUUAGGUGAGGCUGAUUCUUAGAUAAAUGAUCAAAUUGCCAAACGGGGACAUACAUUGCUUUUAGACCAUGUCUAAUCAUAAGAAUGUUGAAGUGGGGAGAAUUCCAGUUUCAUUACUUUCAAAGUGGAAUGCUAACGUCUUGCCCCUGUGGAUAUUAUAUUGAAGUGCAUUAAAUUGCAUUGCUGUGUUGAA